Anguilla rostrata (American eel) is the source of this 3837-nucleotide messenger RNA. It is a transcript of the gene tox2, whose product is annotated as TOX high mobility group box family member 2. Gene Ontology annotation, biological process: regulation of transcription by RNA polymerase II. Lineage: Eukaryota; Metazoa; Chordata; Actinopteri; Anguilliformes; Anguillidae. The record is from RefSeq and is a predicted model, not a curated record. Gene Ontology annotation, molecular function: chromatin DNA binding. The transcript has 10 exons. Gene Ontology annotation, cellular component: nucleus. The coding region runs from base 523 to 2142 and encodes 539 amino acids.
AUGGAGAGGAAUAGUCGAACUAUAACUCCAACUGAACGCAUGGAUAAACACUCCUACAUGACAAAGCUGAGGACAGCAAACGCAGCGGGAAAAUAGAAACAAAAACGACAAGCUUGAGAAGGCAUCUAACACGAAGAAAUUAAAACCUUUGUUCGAUAAGAAAAACAAAGUUGAUGUCUGGCUGUAGAUAACUUACCAGUUUUAAUGUAAUACCCAUCUAUUGAUAUAAACAUUCGUAUGACCGAGUUUUACAUUUUUUUCCAUAUAAAAUAAUCUUUCUCUUUUUUUGAAAUCACAAAAUUCUAACAAAAUACCAGGUUAAAUCAAUCGAGCAUCACUUCUCGAAAGCCUGUUGGCACUUAAGUUAUACCACGAACGGAUGUGAGGAAAGGGUGCAUUGAAAAGACUCAACCCCUUUUUCUUUCUAUCCCUCUGUUUCUUUUUUUGUUCGCUUAAACAAUAGAGAGAGCGAGUCACAGACACUGAACCUGCUUUCAUGCCGUCAGUCUCGCGGACUCUGAGAUGGACGUGAGAUUCUAUCCGGCACCCCCUUCGAGCGUGGGUUCAUGUUCAUUACCAACCGAUUCGAGUUGCCUGAGCUCUUUGGACUAUUACCACUGCAACAAGAACAGAUACAGCGCAGGCGAGCGCGGAGUUAGCCUCUACAGCUCACUGCCAAUGUGUCCCACCCCCAACAGGAAAAGACUGGCCUCUGCUGGGUUUGAUGGUGACAACAUGUACAUGAAUGAAAAUAACCAGGAGUUUCUUUCACCGAAUCAGAGCUACUCCGGUCAGGGCGGGGGUAACAGCGGCGGCGGCGGCGGCGGUGCAGGCGACGAGGACUACGAGAUCCCCCCCAUCACGCCCCCCAACCACCCGGACCCCUCCCUGCUGCACCUGAUGGACCCCGAGACGGGCUACCUCUGCCACUCCCUGCCCCACAACGGCCUGAUCAACCCCUACUCGUACCCGGAGCUGCCCGCCAUCAUGAUGUCCAACAUGCUGGUGCAGGACGGACACCUGCUGGCCGGCCAAAUGCCCUCCAUCCAGGAGAUGGCUCUCCCGGACGGCUCGCGUUAUGACAGCGCCCGUCGCGGCCCGCUGAUAAACAGAUCGCCUAGGAUACUGUCCCGUCACAUGACCGCACUGUCCCAGCUCAGCUCCCUUGCCCACGGUUCUCCCUCACCUCCGGGAAGUAAAUCGGCCACGCCCUCCCCCUCCGGCUCCGCCCAGGAAGAGGAAACUGAUUCCCACUCAAAGAUCGCCGGGGAGAAACGGCCUUCAUCGGAGAUGAUCAAGAAGCCCAAGCCCCAGAAGAAGAAGAAGAAGAAGGACCCCAACGAGCCGCAGAAGCCCGUCUCGGCCUACGCGCUCUUCUUCAGGGACACGCAGGCCGCCAUCAAGGGCCAGAACCCCAACGCCACCUUCGGGGACGUCUCCAAGAUCGUGGCCUCCAUGUGGGACAGCCUGGGGGAGGAGCAGAAACAGGGUUACAAGAGGAAAACAGAGGCUGCCAAGAAGGAGUACCUGAAAGCCCUGGCCGCGUACAGAGCCAGCCUGGUUUCCAAGACCUACAGUGACCCAGUGGAGACGAAAAGUGCCCAAACGACCCAGCCUUCUCACAUGAUGCCACCCAAACAGCCCCUGUACAGCGUGCCCCCCCAGCCCUCCUCCCCAUACCUGGGCCCGGGGUCCUUCCCCCUGUCCGACCUGCAGAGCUACGCCGGGCCCCCCCGCCACGCCCUCUCCCGGACCCUCAGCCAAUCGCAGAUGCUGCCCAGCAUUAGUGCCUCUCCCCCCUCCUCUUUCCAGAUCAGCCCCCCGCUGCACCAGCAGCUGUCCCUUCACCAGAGCACCUUCCUCAACCAGCCAAUCCGCAUGCAGCAGGUCCAGACGCAGCCAAUCUCCCACCAGAUGGGCCUUCAGGCCUCUCUCCAUUCACCUCCUCCUGGCCAGCAGGGAUUCCCUCACCUGCAGUCAGAGUACCAGAACAGCGUGGGGCCCCAGUCUCCGGGGGGGGCGCCCAACCCGGUGAGUGGACAGAACCAAGAGUGGGACAGCGAGUACUGCAAUCGCGAGUGCGGAGGCAACCACUGCAGCAGUACCAUGAUAGCCAGGGACAAGCCACUCUACCUCACUUGAAGCUGGAUGACCUUGACAAGAAUAUACACCAGGGAGUCCCCCCACCCCUCUCCCUCCCCCUCCCCAAACCAAUGCCACCACCAACAACACCAACACCUACCACCACCACCACCACCAUCACCCAUAACUUCUAUUUUUGUCAAUGUAUUUUUAAUUUUAUUUUUUUCCAGUUGUUUCUAGAAGGAAAGACUACUAGUGAGCCUUUAAUUUUUUGCCAAGCACUUAGAAUUUCCAGGCCUUACUCAGAGCCAGGAACAGCACUCAGCUAUCCUUUUAGAAAAAUAAAUAAAUAAAAUAUAUAUAUAAAUAAAAAAAUCUAUAUAUAUAUAAACAUGGGCCUGUAUUUUAGGGGUCAUUCAGCUUUAAUAUAUGAAGACAGAAAAAAAAAUCUCUUCUUGAUUGCUUUUUAUUUCUUUUAUUAUUUUAUUUAUUUCUCGCUUGCUACAUGCUUUGCCAUGGACGUUUCCUGUAGGGAAUUACUUUUUGCUGGUAGAUUCAGCACAGGCCUUGAUGUUAGAUUGACUACUGGGGUCUGUGAAAUUUAAGGAUGGAAAAGUGGAGGAAAAGAAAUAGAUUCAACAUUUUUGUAAUAUUAAAAGACCUGUUAAGGUUUACCAAUCUGUCACAGUGUGAUUGUAAAUAUCACUUUUAUGGGAACAAAUUGGGAAUCUCGAGUCCAGAUAUUUUUUUUCCUCUUUUACUACAAGCUGUAAUUCCUUGAUUUGUAUUCAAAAUGUUAUUCUUUGGAUUUUUUUAAUUUUUAUUUUAGUGUUUUGUGAAUUUUUAGCAACUUGUGCAGGUGGAUUUCGGAGGAGGGUUUCACACACUAAAUCUCGCAUUAAAACCGCGCUGGCCGAGCGUGUUUCUCCUGUAAAGAGAAAUCUAAAGACUAUUAAAGAUUUAGUGUCCCAAGCCAUCGUUAAAGGACCCCUGAGGGGGGAACCUUGAUGGUCAGAUUGCACCGCUGGACAAACAAAAAGCAAACAAAAAAAAAAACAACAAAAAACAAAACAAACAAAAAAAAAAGGUGAAAAAUGAAGGCCUGCUCCUUGUUUUGUUUCUUUUCCGGUGAACUUUCAGUCCCCAUCACAACUUGUACAGGUGAAUUAAAAAAAAAAAAGAAAUUGCUAAAUGUGAAAUGUUACUACAAAUAAACAUAACAGUGGGUUUAUAGUUUUCCAGUAGUUUUUGCUAGAUGUUUUAGAAAUUGUGUUGAACUCAUCCUUAUAAUUUUUGUGGGAAAAAAAUAAUAAUGCAUUUCAUUUCUAAGACAUAAUUUUAUAUUCACGGUAGCAUUCUUUUAAGUUUUUAAGAAACAAAUAAGGAGGAAGAGUAUAAGUUGUGUACAAACCUGCCAAAUGACAUGUAGUUUUUAUUUGUAAAGCCAGUGGUAAAAAGCCGUUUAACUGUUGUAUUGCAUUAUCAUUUUUUUCUGCAGUUUGCCCAUAUUUUAUUUAAUUUUAUUGACUAGUUUCCUAUCUAUUUAUGAGUGAUAUGGAAUAACGUUUUGGCUUAUUUUUACGAAGGUGCAUUAUUAUUUUUUUUUUAUUAUUAUUUUUGUUUGAUGAUGAUAAUGAUUAUUAUAAUUUUUACAUUUCUUGGAGCUGGUUCUUUCUGCUCCUACCAGCGAAUUCAUUUUGUGUCACAACGCUUCUUUUAUUUCAUUUGUCUGUAAUAAAAAUGUUAAAAGUGGAA